Messenger RNA from Chironomus riparius, 1285 nucleotides. The record is from the annotation of a GenBank genome assembly. NCBI's taxonomy places the organism in Eukaryota, Metazoa, Arthropoda, Insecta, Diptera, Chironomidae.
AUUUAUAUUUCGUUCUACUGAAUAUUUGAAAAAAUUUCUUAAAAAUUGUCAAAAGUCAAGUUAAAAUUGAGAAAUAUAAGAAGUAAUUAAAACAAAUAAAUUGUUAAGACGUAAAAAAUCAAAUAUAAUAUCUUGAUAUAAAGCGAUAUUGCUUUUUUCAUUUUAGUGAAAUAAGAUAAUAUUUUUUUUUAAAUAUUUAUGUUUUGCAAGCAUAAAAUAUCAACAUAGAAUUAGAAAGGGAUCGUGAUAAAGAGAGGUUUCCAUUUAAUUUAGUUAAUUUUCACGAAAGGAUUGGCAAAUAUACAUGAUAAUGGACACUGUUGAGGAAAAUGGUUCCAAUGCGUCCGAACAAACUUCAGUCUCAUCAGCAGGUACAAUCGUCCAUUUAAUUUCACCUCAAACAAACCCAUCAGUGCACCAAGGCCAUGUCCAGUCGUCAGUAAUCCAACCAAAUCAACAAUCAGUAAUUCAAACAGCUACGGGAAUACAGCCAGUGAAAAGCGUCUUACUAGUAAAUAGUAAACCAAAUUCAGUCAUACAUACAACUCACCAAGCUAUUCAAUCAAUGUCAUAUUCGCAGAUUAAACCUGAACCAAAUAUUGGCCAUACGAUUGGAAGUGACGAUUCAGACUUUACAGACGACGAUUCUCCUAAGAAACGACGAGAUUUAUUAACCCGACGUCCUUCAUAUCGAAAAAUUUUAAAUGAUCUUGGAGGUGGCGAAAUUGGUGGGUCUUUUUUAACACCUUCAGGAAAUCCCAAUGACCAUGCUUCAUUACAAUCUGGAGGUACGAUAGUACAAUACAGUAAUCAGGAUGGAAAUUUGGUGUCUUAUGUUCCCGUUAAUUUGGUUGGAAAUAAUGUGAUAGCCGAAGAUCAGUCAAGAAAACGUGAGAUGAGGUUACUUAAAAACAGAGAAGCAGCCCGCGAAUGUCGUCGAAAAAAGAAAGAAUAUAUAAAGUGCCUGGAAAAUAGAGUAGCUGUUCUUGAAAAUCAAAAUAAGGCAUUAAUCGAGGAAUUAAAGAGUUUAAAAGAAUUAUAUUGUCAACAGAAGAAUGACUGAAUUGUGAGGCACAUAGGCCAAUUGAUUCAGAAAGCUUGUAAGAAAUUAUUUUUCUAUGUGGUUAUUGAUGAAAAAAAAGAAAAAAAAUAUUUAAAAAAUAUCAGAACUUGCCCCAUUCAAACUAAAUGUGCAAGCAUCUUGUACCUAACUUUGUGUAAUUUCUACUUAUGUAUAAAAAAAAUCUAUUGUUUAAUAAAAUGUAACCAUUAUCUAUAACAUGUC